Messenger RNA from Penicillium taxi, 372 nucleotides. RefSeq lists its product as uncharacterized. The record is from RefSeq and is a predicted model, not a curated record. Bases 1 to 372 code for a protein of 123 amino acids. NCBI's taxonomy places the organism in Eukaryota, Fungi, Ascomycota, Eurotiomycetes, Eurotiales, Aspergillaceae. The transcript has 5 exons.
AUGCUUUGCGUCACUUUCUGUCCUUUCAUUGGCCCUAUCAAUCCAUUCCAGCUCCCCAAAACCGUCAAUAUGAAGCCCGUCGUGUCUGCGUUGAACGCCUGGUCCUGUGUCGUUAUUUCAAUCUUCGCCAUCAUCAUUUUGUCCGUUCUGGGCUCCCUAUUUAACGUGCGUAUUCUCGGCCCCCAACCGAUCGACCAACAGAGCAAUAACCCAUCCUACACUGGAGCAGAGGAAGACCCUGAAGACGGCCCUGCAGUCGCUGCUUCCAUAUACAUUGCUGUGAUUGUCUAUGCUGGCUUUUUCGUCUUCUGCGGUUUACAGGCAUACCUCCACGUACGAGGAAGCAGGGGCGGUGCCAUAUCUUUGAAUUAA